Molecule: messenger RNA, 1791 nt
Organism: Penicillium taxi
Lineage: Eukaryota; Fungi; Ascomycota; Eurotiomycetes; Eurotiales; Aspergillaceae
Gene: gpi16
Product: GPI-anchored transamidase subunit GPI16
Exons: 3
Coding region: 1-1791 (596 amino acids)
Biological process (GO): attachment of GPI anchor to protein
Cellular component (GO): GPI-anchor transamidase complex
Source: RefSeq, a predicted model, not a curated record
AUGACGGUCCCCUCACUAUUUACUCUACUACUGGCACUUGCUGUCUCGCUUUGGAGCUCCAAUGUAUCAGCAUCACCAGAAUACCAUGAACAACUCCUCCUCCAACCCCUUCCUCAAUCCUCCCUUCUAGCUUCGUUCAACUUCCGGAGCAAUACCUCUCAGCAGUCGUUUGACAACCAACAUUUCCGAUAUUUCCCACGUGCUUUGGGCCAGAUUCUUCAACAUGCACACACCAAAGAGCUUCACUUACGGUUUACUACAGGGAGGUGGGAUGCUGGAAGCUGGGGUCCACGGCCAUGGGAUGGCAGUAAGGAAGGCGGUACUGGUGUAGAACUAUGGGCAUGGAUUGAUGCCAAUGAUGAUGAUGAAGCAUUUGCGAAAUGGAUCACCCUAACCCAGUCCCUAUCUGGACUGUUCUGUGCUUCGCUGAAUUUCGUGGACUCGACUCGGACGACUCGACCGGUGGUGUCAUUUGAACCCACUGGGGAUCACUCUGAUGCAAAUGGAUUACACCUCCUCCAUGGAACUCUACCUGGAGAGGUUGUUUGCACAGAGAAUCUGACACCGUUCUUAAAGCUGCUCCCGUGCAAGGGUAAAACAGGUAUUUCCAGCCUGUUUGAUGGCCACAAACUAUUCGAUGCAGCAUGGCAGAGUAUGUCUGUAGAUAUGCGACCAAUCUGCCCAGAAGAGGGCGAUUGCAUUGUCCAGAUUGAGCAGACGGUGGACAUGGUUUUGGAUAUUGAACGGUCGAAGCGACCUCGAGAUAACCCAAUUCCUCGCCCUGUCCCGAAUGACCAGUUAGUCUGCGAUACAUCGAAACCUUAUAACUCAGAGGAUACCUGCUAUCCAUUGGAGACAGUGACCGAGAAGCCUUGGAGCCUGCAAGAAGUGUUUGGACGCCCCUUGAACGGUGCAUGCCCUCUUACAGACUCCGAUGGCUCCAGCGUCGAAUCUAUUUGUCUCCGAGUUCCACAUGAACGAACCGUAUUUACCUCUGACGGUGCCAUUGAAGCCAAGAAAGAUGAUGGCUUCAGUCGUUGCUUUACCUUGCCGGCUUCUGAACCCUUUGACCUCAUGGUACCUGAACAAACCAUGAACUCUCACGUCCCAAUCGAGGUGCCCAUUCUGCAUGCCGAGAGAACUAUUAUCGGUCACGGCCAAGGACGCGGUGGCAUGCGUAUCAUCUUCGACAACCCGUCUAAUACCACUGCAGUGGACUUUAUCUAUUUUGAAACACUUCCAUGGUUCAUCCGACCAUACAUCCACACAUUGCAGGCCACCAUUCGCGGCCACGAUGGCGUACGACGGGAGAUCCGUGCUGACGAUCUUAUCAGCGAGACCUUCUAUCGACCGGCCAUCGACCGUGAACGCGGCAAUCAGCUGGAACUGGCACUAUCCGUCCCGGCUGCUUCUACGGUCACCCUCACAUAUGACUUUGAGAAGGCGAUUCUGCGCUACACCGAGUACCCACCAGAUGCCAACCGAGGGUUCAAUGUUGCACCCUCUGUCAUCCGCAUUCUGAACGGCGAAGACAAGCCCGUCUACAUUCGUUCUACCAGCCUUCUUCUCCCGCUGCCCACACCUGAUUUCAGUAUGCCCUACAACGUAAUCAUCCUGACUAGUACUGUGAUUGCACUCUCGUUUGGUACCAUCUUCAAUAUAUUGGUGCGACGAGUCGUAUCUGCAGAUGAAGCAGCUGCCCUCGGUGCUCAGACUCUCAAGGGCCGUAUUCUCGGCAAGUUGUUGGCUAUCAGAGAUCGCAUCCGCUCAAAGUCUAUCAAGAUUGAGUAG